This is a messenger RNA of Guillardia theta CCMP2712, 291 nucleotides long. RefSeq lists its product as hypothetical. NCBI's taxonomy places the organism in Eukaryota, Cryptophyceae, Pyrenomonadales, Geminigeraceae. The record is from RefSeq and is a predicted model, not a curated record. The transcript has a single exon. The coding region runs from base 1 to 291 and encodes 96 amino acids.
AUGGCGAGCAGCGAUGAGCAGGAGAUAGGAGGAGAGGCGAGUCGUUAUGUGGACGGCGAAGAUCUGUCGGAAGAAGAUGUCCAGCUAGCUCAACAGAAGGUCCUCGACGCCUUGCAAGGGUUGAAAGAUGCUGUGCAGCAGAUGGACGACUCUGUCUGUUACCUCAACGCGGAGGCAGGGCUCUUGAAAGGCAAGAUGAGGAAGCUAGAGACAUCUUCAAACAUGCUCUAUGCACCAUUCAGAGCAGCACUCUUUGAGUACGCUGCUGAAUCUCGAGGAACCUGUGGAUAA